Messenger RNA from Tetrahymena thermophila SB210, 1561 nucleotides. Its product is annotated as kinase domain protein. The transcript has 17 exons. Gene Ontology annotation, biological process: activation of GTPase activity; nucleocytoplasmic transport. Lineage: Eukaryota; Ciliophora; Oligohymenophorea; Hymenostomatida; Tetrahymenidae. Gene Ontology annotation, molecular function: small GTPase binding; GTPase activator activity. The annotation marks the transcript as partial. Gene Ontology annotation, cellular component: nucleus; perinuclear region of cytoplasm; cytosol. The record is from RefSeq and is a predicted model, not a curated record.
UGUCAAUUAAAUUGGUGCAACAGGUGCAUCAGACUUAGGUUCUGCUUUAGAAGAGUGCAUUAAUCUCUCAAAUUUAACACUUGAUCUUCGUGGAAAUUAAAUUGGUACAACAGGUGCAUCAGGUUUAGGUUCUGCUUUAGCAAAGUGCAUUAAUCUCUCAAAUUUGACACUUAAUCUUAGUCACAAUUAAAUUGGUGCAACAGGUGCAUCAGACUUAGGUUCUGCUUUAGAAGAGUGCAUUAAUCUCUCAAAUUUAACACUUGAUCUUCGUGUCAAUUAAAUUGGUGCAACAGGUGCAUCAGACUUAGGUUCUGCUUUAGCAAAGUGCAUUAAUCUCUCAAAUUUGACACUUGAUCUUUAAUACAAAUAAAUUGGUGCAAAAGGUGCAUCAGGCUUAGGUUCUGUUUUAGCAAAGUGCAAUAAUCUCUCAAAUUUGACACUUAAUCUUAGUCAAAAUUAAAUUGGUGAUGAUGGUGCAUCAGGCUUAGGUUCUGCUUUAGAAAAGUGCAUUAAUCUCUCAAACUUGACACUUGAUCUUAGUACCAAUUAAAUUGGUUCAAUAGGUGCAUCAGGCUUAGGUUCUGCUUUAGCAAAGUGCAUUAAUCUCUCAAAUUUGACACUUUAGCUUGGUCACAAUUAAAUUGGUGCAACAGGUGCAUCAGGCUUAGGUUCUGCUUUAGCAAAGUGCAUUAAUCUCUCAAAUUUGACACUUUAUCUUGGUACCAAUUAAAUUGGUGAUGAUGGUACAUCAGGCUUAGGUUCUGCUUUAGCAAAUUGCAUUAAUCUCUCUAAUUUGACACUUUAUCUUAGUGGAAAUUAAAUUGGUGAUGAAGGUACAUCAGGCUUAGGUUUUGCUUUAGCAAAGUGCAUUAAUCUCUCAAAUUUGACACUUUAUAUUAGUCAUAAUUAAAUUGGCGAUGAAGGUACAUCAGGCUUAGGUUAUGCUUUAGCAAAGUGCAUUAAUUUCUCAAACUUGAUACUUGAUCUUAGUCAAAAUUAAAUUGGUGAUGAUUGUGCAUCAGGCUUAGGUUCUGCUUUAGCAAAGUGCAUUAAUCUCUCAAACUUGACACUUCAUUUUAGUCUCAAUUAAAUUGGUGAUGAUGGUGCAUCAGGCUUAGGUUUUGCUUUAGCAAAGUGCAUUAAUCUCUCAAAUUUGACACUUUAUCUUAAUCAAAAUUAAAUUGGUGAUGAAGGUACAUCAGGCUUAGGUUCUGCUUUAGCAAAGUGCAUUAAUCUCUCAAAUUUGACACUUUAUCUUUAUCUCAAUUAAAUUGGUGAUGAUGGUACAUAAGGCUUAGGUUCUGCUUUAGCAAAGUGCAUUAAUCUCUCAAAUUUGACACUUGAUCUUCGUGGAAAUUAUAUUGGUGAUGAAGGUACAUCAGGCUUAGGUUUUGCUUUAGCAAAGUGCAUUAAUCUCUCAAAUUUGACACUUGAUCUUAGUACCAAUUAAAUUUGUGCAACAGGUGCAUCAGGCUUAGGUUCUGCUUUAGCAAAGUGCAUUAAUCUCUCAAAUUUGACACUUUAUCUUUAGUAAAAACAGUUUAUUUAUUUUGGAUUGUGA